Teleopsis dalmanni is the source of this 752-nucleotide messenger RNA. RefSeq lists its product as uncharacterized. Bases 76 to 708 code for a protein of 210 amino acids. The record is from RefSeq and is a predicted model, not a curated record. The transcript is spliced from 3 exons. NCBI's taxonomy places the organism in Eukaryota, Metazoa, Arthropoda, Insecta, Diptera, Diopsidae.
UUAAAAUUUAAGGAGUUUAAAUUUUGCUACAAGUACAAAGUUAUACUUAUUAAGUUUCAAAUAAAUUUUGUCAAUAUGAAUUCUCAUCAGAAAAACAAGACCUUGGAUGAGCUGGUGGGAGAAUUGUUCUUAACAGAAGAUCCAACAAAUGUUAUAGAUGUAGAAAUGAAAAGUCCAAUACAUAUUGAGUCACAGGUUCUUGCUACUGGAGAUUUCAAAUCUGAUCUACAAGACAUAGGAGCAACUUUUUUCAACCCAUCAACAACAAAACCAAUGCAACUUUCCCAACACGAAUACGAUUACAUAAAUAUGUUGGAAAAUGAAAAAGAAGGGGAAACAUAUCAAAAAUCAUUGAAAAACCAGAUGGUAACAGAACAAAACCAACUACUGGAUGCUUUUUCAAUUGAUGGCUUAGAAAAAGAAGAAUAUUAUCCUGAACGUGAACCAAAGCAAGAGUCAGUUUUGGAAUCCUGCGAAGAAGUGAUUCGUGGAGAUAAUGACAUUUUAAAAAAUAAUUUUACUUACAAUUUUCAACGUGCAUCUGGUGGAAAAUGUAAAGUAAUAAAAAAACUUCUAGAUAAUGGGGAAACUGUAUACAGAUUUGUGGAUAUUAAUAUGGAAAAACGUAUUGUUGAACACCUCUGGUUUAAGGAAAGUGAAUAUAUAGGAAAAACCACUUAUGACAUAAAAACUGGACAACAAAUUUAAUAACAAAAUACGUGACUGACAAAAUAAACAUAUAAUAAAUUAAA